AUGUCCGAUUCAAAUGAUGGGCAAAUCCACUUUGUCUUGUACCACUACACCCCGUCUAUCGUAGCUGCAAUCAUAUUCGUGGUGCUCUUCGGACUUGGUUUUGUCGGCCAUGUCUACUACGUCUUCAAGCUGCGUGCUCGCUACUUCAUUCCCUUCACCAUUGGAGUUCUCUUCGAGUGCAUAGGAUAUGUGGGUCGUGCUCUUUCGCACAGUGACAAAGAAGCUCUUGGUCCCUUUAUCAUGCAGAGUCUCCUGAUCCUGGUUGCUCCUGCUCUCUACGCCGCUUCGAUCUACAUGGUUCUUGGGCGCAUUAUCCGUCUUCUUGAUGCCGAAGAAUACUCUAUCGUUCGCACCAAAUGGCUUACCAAAGUCUUCGUCAUCGGCGAUGUUUUCUCUUUCCUCGUGCAGUCUUCAGGUGCUGGACUUCAGGCCAAAGGCGAUCUCGACGCUUUCAACCUUGGAAAGAACAUUGUCAUUGCUGGACUUAUCAUUCAAAUCGUCAUCUUUGGUUUCUUUGUUGUUGUGGCCGGCCUCUUCCACAUUCGAGUAAACAAGCUUCCAACUGGUGCUUCUGUAGAUUCAAACCUGCGCUGGCGUAAGCACAUGCACAACUUGUACUUCUGCAGCGCUAUCAUCCUCAUCCGCAAUUUGAUUCGUGUGAUCGAGUACGCUCAAGGAAACGACGGGUACAUCAUCACUCACGAGUGGAUGCUGUACAUCUUCGAUGCUGUUUUUAUGCUGUCAGUGACUGUCAGCUUCCUCGUCCUACAUCCGAGCAAGCUUCUUGGCAAUGGACGUAUCCCGAUCAGAAAUGAGUCUCAGCUCUAUGCCAUGGAGAGUGGCCGGUCUCAGUCGCCCCUACAGUCGUCGUCAACACCAUUCAGCAAGGUCGACAGAUCCUAG
Messenger RNA from Aureobasidium melanogenum CBS 110374, 903 nucleotides. RefSeq names its product RTA1 protein. Lineage: Eukaryota; Fungi; Ascomycota; Dothideomycetes; Dothideales; Saccotheciaceae. Bases 1 to 903 code for a protein of 300 amino acids. Gene Ontology annotation, cellular component: membrane. The record is from RefSeq and is a predicted model, not a curated record. The transcript has 3 exons.